Messenger RNA from Colletotrichum chrysophilum, 1455 nucleotides. RefSeq lists its product as uncharacterized. The record is from RefSeq and is a predicted model, not a curated record. Gene Ontology annotation, molecular function: protein binding. The coding region runs from base 1 to 1455 and encodes 484 amino acids. The transcript has 6 exons. NCBI's taxonomy places the organism in Eukaryota, Fungi, Ascomycota, Sordariomycetes, Glomerellales, Glomerellaceae.
AUGCUCUCCAAGCUUUCUCUUGCAGCGCUCGCGGGGGUAUUGCUCUCUCCUGUAGCGGGAGGGCCUGUCAACGCCAACGACCACUCCCCCGCCAGCAAGAGAUCUCCACUAGGGCUCAGCCUGCCUCCUUUGAUUCCCUCCAUCCCAGGCGUUACGGAGCCUCUUGCCUCCAACGCGCCGCCCCUUCCUAUUCUCCAGAUCCCCACGCCUCCCAUUGAUAGCCCCCCUUUCACGGGUGCCAACAUCAAGCCCAAGAAAAUUGGAUACUUUUGGACUGGGGCAGGUGACAACAUUCACAAAGACUUCCUGGUGACUGCCAGUCUGGACGACGAUACGUUUGGGCAAAUCAUCACCGUCACCGAUGUCCCUACCAGUGGCAACUCGCCUCAUCACUUGGGAAGCUCACUCGAUGGCAAGACCCUCAUCGGAGGUGGACUUCUCUCACUGUUGAAGACCCAGGAUACGGCUUUCUACUUUGACGUGUCGAACCCGUAUGCCCCCAAGUUGAAGAAGUCCAACCGUGCUCUUUUAAGCUCUAUCGUGGACGAGAUCAGAGCUAAGCCUGAGGGUGGAUUCUUCAUCACAUACAUGGGUAGCGCAGUAGGCACCUCCCCCGGUCGCCUUGUCGAGACAAAUGCCGAGGGAGACAUUAUUCACGAAUGGCCUGAGGAUGUUGCUGGCACGCUGAACAUCCUUGGCGAGCAGUUCAGCCCCCACGGUCUGGCUGUGGACUUCAACAAGGGCAUCAUUUUGACGUCUGAUUUCGUUGUUCCCAUCACCAUCCUCAAGCCGACCCUGGGUAUUCAGAAGGCGAGCACGCUAAGGCUGUGGAACUUGUCUGACCGGACGAUCAUUUCGACCAUCACCAUCCCUAACGGACUCGGCAUUCAAGAUGUGAAGUUCAUCCCAGGAAAUCCCGAAAGCGCUGCCAUCGCAACCGCCGUCGGCCCAGGCCAAGUCUGGAUCAUCUAUCCCUUCCGCCGCGACUCGUCCGGCAAGCAGGGCGUCGCCGAGCUGCUCUACGACCUCGGCUCAAAGGCGAAGGACUCCCUGGCCAUCUACUCGGAUAUCAGCGACGACGGCAAGCUGGCGUACUUCACCAUCACACUCGGCAACCAUGUCGCGGCGCUCGACAUCUCAGACUUGAACAACGUCAAGAGGCUCGACGACCCGAACGAGACGCAGCCCAUCAUCGGGCCGCACUACGUCAAGAUCAGCCCCGACAAGAAGAACCUGCUUGUUACCGGAUACUUCGUCCAGGGCGGCGAUAUCUCGAUUGUCAACACCCCCGGGGACUACAAGGGCCACUGGAUUGACAUUCUCCCCAACGGAGGGCUCAGCUUCAACAGAACGAUCGAUUUCGAAAGCAUCUUCACCCGCGACCGUGGUGGUGCUCGGCCUCAUUCUUCCGUCAUUUUCGACCUCACCGAUCCCGAGAACCCCAAGUACUACUGA